UUUUAAGAAAUCGAGACUGUUUAACGAAAAAAGAAAAAGAAGCCUCGCCCGUAAGUAGGGUUACAACGAAUUCAUUCCGCUCUCUCCCUCCGCAUCUCUCUCGCCCUCGUCUCUCUCGCGCGCCGUUACAAUUUUCACUAGUUCUGUAUGGGGAGGAAAAAGCAGAAGGUAGUGUUGCCACCUGAUCUUCCGCCAGAUGUUGCUGAAGAUGACGUUGAGGUGUCAGAUGAGGAUCUGGCUUUUGUUAAGGAAAAUAUAGAACAUGUUGGCUUUCUCAACACUUUGGAUACACAGUCAAUUACGAGGCAUGUAACUCGUGUUGCUGACGUUAAAGAAGAUGCCCUAGAGUCUUUAUACGAGCAACGAUUGAGAAAGAAGACUUUACUCAAAGAAAAAGAUGAGAAUUUGCUUGAAGUUGAUCCAGUAGAUGCUCUUCCUGUUAAGACCCCGGAUGGAAAGAUUGUUUUCAGGACGGUACCGAAGGUACCAAAAGUUGCAGUUGAUACAGCAACAGAAGGUGAAGCCACUAGCGACAAUGAAGACAAUGUUGCAGAUAAAAGUCUAGUGAGGUUAAGCAAGGCAGAAAAGCGUGCCAAGUUUAAGAAAUUAAGAAAAGAAGCAAAGAAACAAGGAAAGGAGGUGACUGAAAUUGAGGAAGUAAAUGAGACCUCCCAAGCUGAUGUUCUGGAGGAAGUAAAAAAGGACCUUACAGCUGAAGAAGCAAGUGAGAGUAAGAAGUAUAGACUUGCAGAAAUCGGAACGGCACUGCUUACGGAUCCAGAAGCCAAUAUUAAAUCUCUCUCAGAGAUGCUACAAAUUUCUAAAUCCGAGGAUCAUGCUAUAGUGACACUCGGUCUAAAGUCAUUGUUGGCUGUUUUUAAAGACAUUAUUCCUGGCUAUCGUAUCAGGCUGCCUACUGAAAAGGAGCAAGCAAUGGUUGUUUCAAAGGCUGUUAAAAAAAUGCGGUUUUAUGAGUCUACGCUCUUGUCGGUUUACAAGGCAUACCUGCUGAAGCUGUUUUAUUUAGAAGGAAAGCCAGCCUUUCAGCGUGUAGCCAUUCGCUGCAUCUGUAGUUUGUUGGAGGCAGUUCCUCACUUUAACUUCCGUGAGAGGUUGUUAGCAGUUGUCGUCAAGAACAUUAGCUCUGCUGAUGAUGUUGUCAGAAAACUGUGUUGUGCCACUAUUAAGUCACUGUUCAUGAAUGAGGGAAAGCAUGGUGGGGAAGUUACUGUUGAAGCUGUUCGUUCGAUUGCUGCCCUUGUGAAAGCACAUGAUUGCCAAUUGCACCCUGAUUCGAUUGAGGUUUUUAUGUCUUUAUUAUUCGAUGAGGAUCUUGGCCGGGCCCAACGAGCGCCUGUAGAUAAGAGGAGCAGAAGUAAGAAAUUUAAAAAAAGAAAGAACCAAGAGGAGCAGCCAAAUCAGUUACUUAAUAAUGAUAAAAAGAAAGCUAGGAAAGAAAUGAUAUCACAAACACAAGAGGAGGUUGACGCUGAAUAUAAGGCUGCUUCAUUUGCUCAAGAUAUUGCAGAGCGCCGAAGAAUGCAGACCGAGACUCUUUCUGCUGUUUUUGAAAUUUAUUUUCGUAUAUUGAAGCAUACCUUUCAGACAAGAACAGACGCCACUUCAGGAUCCUAUGUUUCAUCAGGGGGACACCCACUUCUCGUUUCAUGUUUAAACGGAAUUGGGAAAUUUUCACAUCUUGUUGAUUUAGAUUUCAUGGCUGAUCUUAUGAGCUACCUUAGAAAACUUGCUCGUGGUAGUGGUGAUGGUAAUGGAUCUCCUGAGGAUUGUUCAGGAUGUUUGACUGUGUCUGAGCGCCUCCAGUGUUGCAUUGUUGCUUUUAAAGUGAUGAAGAGCAACCUCGAUGCCUUAAAUAUAGAUCUACAGGACUUCUUUGCACAACUUUACCAACUAAUACUAGAAUACAGGCCUGGGAGGGACAAAGGUGAAGUAUUAGCUGAAGCUCUGAAGGUAAUGCUAUGUGAUGACAGACAACAUGACAUGCAAAGGGCUGCAGCAUUUAUUAAACGUUUGGCAACGUUUUCAUUGUGUUUUGGUGCUGCAGAAUCAAUGGCUGCUCUGGUUACUCUGAAGCAUCUUCUCCAAAAGAAUGUUAAAUGCAGAAAUUUGUUGGAAAACGAUGCUGGAGGUGGUUCUGUUUCAGGUCCUGUUGCGAAUUAUCAUCCUUAUUCUUCAGACCCAAACCUUAGUGGUGCACUAGCUUCGGUACUUUGGGAACUUAACCUCCUUUCAAAACAUUAUCAUCCAUCUGUUUCCACUAUAGCCUUGAACAUAGCCAAUCUAACCAAUACAACUAAUCAAGUUUAUCAUGCCAAUGUCUCUCCUCAACAAGCAUUCGCCGAGUUAUCACUUGAGAAAGAGUCUUUUAAUGCGAACAUUGACAUAAAUAAAUCGGGUAACAAGAGGAAAAGAGUCAAUGUGCAACAGGCUGUACCUACUGUGGAUGAUGCUGAGAUAGCGAGUCGGACGGAUGAAGUUGAGGUUAGAAAGAAACUAUCAGAGCAUUUCUUCCUUCUUCGUGACAUAUCAGAGAAUGGAAGAUUAAAGAGCGAGCUAGAUCGUACCACAAAGUCAUUACAAUUGUAUCAACAGUACAAGAAGCAAAAGAAAAAGCAAAGGUAAACAAACAACAUCUCUCCAAAAUUUUUGUAACCUUAGGAUGCAUAACAAAUUAUUCAUUGAGCUGUAUUUGAAUGUUGCGACACCGCUUGUAUUAUUUGAAUAUACUUUUUUACAUAUUUUGGAGAUUUCUUUCAUGAA
Molecule: messenger RNA, 2781 nt
Organism: Daucus carota subsp. sativus
Lineage: Eukaryota; Viridiplantae; Streptophyta; Magnoliopsida; Apiales; Apiaceae
Product: nucleolar complex-associated protein 3
Exons: 14
Coding region: 148-2643 (831 amino acids)
Biological process (GO): DNA replication initiation
Cellular component (GO): nucleolus
Molecular function (GO): chromatin binding
Source: RefSeq, a predicted model, not a curated record